Molecule: messenger RNA, 480 nt
Organism: Macrobrachium nipponense
Lineage: Eukaryota; Metazoa; Arthropoda; Malacostraca; Decapoda; Palaemonidae
Exons: 1
Coding region: 1-480 (159 amino acids)
Source: RefSeq, a predicted model, not a curated record
AUGGCCCUGCUCUCCACGCCUUCAGAAAUUGAAGCAAAGAUGAAGUUUCCAGCCAUCUUCUUCGUUUUAGCAGCCUUCGCCAUGGUCUCCAUGACGGAAGGUGCCCCAACCCUAAAUCUAGGGUCCCUACUUGGCUACGGGUUUGGAUAUAGGCCUUAUGGUUACGGUGGCAUUUUCCUGCCGGGGUAUGUAGACACAUAUCAUGGCGAUGAUGCAUACGAUCACGGUGACGAUGUGUACGAUCGCGGUGACGAUGAGUAUGAUCAUGGUAGCGAUGCGUACGAUCACGGUGACCAUGCGUACGAUCAUGGUGGCGAUGAGUACGAUCAUGGUAGCGAUGCGUUCGAUCAUGGUGGCGAUGAGUACGAUCAUGGUAGCGAUGCGCACGAUCAUGGUGGCGAUGCUUACGAUCAUGGUAGCGAUGCGCACGAUCAUGGUGGCGAUGCAUACGAUCACGGUGGUUUCGGCGAUUAUCGUUAA